AUGGAGGACAUCUGCACUGAGACCCGCGUGGUUGUUCUGAAUUACAUGGGGCAUGAUUUUAUCGGCAACGACCGCGAGCUUGCGCUGGGUAGGCUCCGCGAGAAAUGGCAGCUCAAGCGGGAAUCCUUCCCAGAGCUUCGCGAAAAACGGUUGGGCGGAGUCCUUAUCUGCUACGACGGCCUUCGGGCGUUCGUCGAGUCUCCGGAGCUGGACGGCCAACCCCAGAGCUGGGAGUAUAGAGGUCAGAGCGUGUGGUCCGUCGAGACCAUGGAUUAUGAAGAAUUCACGCGGGCGAUGCGCCAAUUCCAGACUCUCUUCAAGGAAGAGCCUGAGGAGCCUGAAACUGAGACGUAA
Messenger RNA from Aspergillus uvarum CBS 121591, 354 nucleotides. RefSeq lists its product as uncharacterized. Bases 1 to 354 code for a protein of 117 amino acids. The record is from RefSeq and is a predicted model, not a curated record. The transcript has a single exon. NCBI's taxonomy places the organism in Eukaryota, Fungi, Ascomycota, Eurotiomycetes, Eurotiales, Aspergillaceae.